Molecule: messenger RNA, 2834 nt
Organism: Hyla sarda
Lineage: Eukaryota; Metazoa; Chordata; Amphibia; Anura; Hylidae
Gene: IFFO1
Product: intermediate filament family orphan 1
Exons: 9
Coding region: 436-1914 (492 amino acids)
Source: RefSeq, a predicted model, not a curated record
GUUAUCCUAUUCCCUCCAUGAUUUUGUAGUUUUGCCCUCAUUGUGGUGACCCAGGGAGGAGCGUGCCCUUUCUUUCUCCCCAUCUCUCCCUGUGUCCCUUCUUUAGUCCUCCCCCACUCACUGCAGUUGGUCUGUGUGUUGCCUGCGGUGAAGAAAACAGGAAUGUCCCCCCCUCUCCCUGUACGUCACCGCUGAUGUGUCUUGUUCCUCCAGCCCAUUCCUCCUCUCCCUCCAGUCAUCAUAUUCUUCUCUUCCCUGUUCCCUCUAUCGCUCUGCAUCCCCCUCUCCUCCAUUGAUCUCCCUCGCCCCUUGUCCUCACAUACAUAGAGGAUGAUGAUGAUGUGACUCCCCCUCCCACCACCACCACCACCACCACCAUCCUCCUGCUUCUGCUGGUCCUCCCCUCCUCUCUGCAGUGCUGAGAAUAGUCCGGCUAUGAAUCCGCUCUUAACCCCCAAUCUCCUCCUGGUCUCGUCGGAUUCUCCUCUGCAGUCGGGGGACAGCCCCCUAUCACCUCCGCAAUCGUCGCUGCUAGGAGCCCCCUAUGCCCAAGGUGGGGGGGCCUCGGCUUUGCGCAAUGACUUUGGUUCCAACAUCAGCGUCUUGAAGACCCUGAACUUGAGGUUCCGUUGCUUCUUGGCCAAGGUUCAUGAGCUGGAACGUAGGAACCGCUCUCUGGAGAGGGCGUUGGAGAGAGCCCAGGGAGCAGGGCCCAUCACCAGGGACCAAGCAGUCCAGACCGGCUUUGUGGGGCCCAUUUUACCGCCGCCUCUUCUGGGGCUCACCCGUCCGACCCCGACGCCCCCCCCUCCUCAACCAUGGGUGUACGGGGCACGGAGGCUGAUGACCAGGUCCGAUGUGAGCUCAGUUGGCGCUGGAUGUGGAGCUUAUUGGGGUCACGCCGACGGGGUCGGAGUUCAGAUUGACACCAUCACCCCUGAGAUCAGAGCUCUGUACAAUGUUUUGGGGAAGGUCAAGAGGGAACGAGAUGCCUACAAGCAGAGAUGGGAGGAGGAGUACACAGCGCGUGUUCAGCUGCAGCAGAGGUUGAAUGAGAUGGACGAGGAGGCCCAGGAGUCCGCACUUUACCAGGAAGAACUGGUGAUGAAAGUCAAACAGCUGAAAGCCGAACUAGUUGUCUUCAAGGGGUUAAUGAGCAAUAACCUGACAGAACUAGACACAAAGAUCCAGGAGAAGGCUAUGCGAGUAGAUAUGGACAUCUGCCGGCGCAUCGACAUUACCGCCAAACUGUGCGACGUGGCUCAACAGCGGAGUUGCGAGGACAUGAUCAACAUGCUGCAGACCGUACACCUCUCCCCUAUGAAGGUUCUGGGAAGAAGAAAAGAAAGGAAACCGGCAACCGACGACGAGGCAUCCGUAUGCGACAGCGAGAGUGCAAGAGGAGCAGACGAGGACGAGAGUACAGCCAUGAGCAUCAAUGAGGAGAUGCAGAAGAUGCUCAACCAGCUACGUGACUAUGAUUUUGAGGACGACUGUGACAGUCUUGCUUGGGAGGAGACGGAGGAAACGUUGUUGUUGUGGGAGGACUUCUCUGGAUACGCCAUGUCUUCCGUCGACAACCAGGGAGAGACCCAGGACGACAGCCUAGAGGAGGUCAUAAAAGACACAGAAUCGCUCUUCAAGACUCGGGAAAAGGAAUACCAGGAAACCAUAGACCAGAUAGAGCUGGAAUUGGCGACAGCUAAAGACGACAUGACCAGACACCUACACGAAUACAUGGAGAUGUGCAGCAUGAAGAGAGGACUGGACGUACAGAUGGAGACGUGCCGGAGACUGAUCAACCAAUCAGAGGAAGAGGAGAGGUCUCCACCCCCUAGUAGUGAAUCCGUCUGCAUUGAAGACCCCGAAGACUCGGACCGUGACCCUCCAUCUUCGGACAGCUCGGCCAGAUGAUGAAUGCCUGGCCCGUCAUCCCUCACCUGCCACCACUGCCUCGGAAGAAGAUGACUCUGGAUGUAUAUAUGUUACCUAACUAGAGUAAAGACGCUUGGUACAUGGGGGGUGCAAUCCUGCAAAAACGCUUGUUAUACACCAGGGGGGGAGAACACUGUCAAACUCUGGGUGUAUAAAGGGUGCAAUACUGCAUACCCCCAUGUUUGGAGGGGGGUGCAAUGCUACCAGGUCUAUAUAUAGGUGUAAUGCUUUAUCCAAUGCUGGUUGAGUAUAGCUGCUAUACUGUCUGUAGAUACCGUCUCUGUAGGGCUGAGUACUAGGCAUGAAUUUUUUUAAUUUAUUUUUUGUUUCCUGGGAUAAGUACUGGGAAUGUACGGGUGUCCCGAGCCAAUGAUAGAGGAUUAAAACUCUCACCAUCCGAGGUUGGGUACAUAUAGAAGCGUAAUGCACUCUAAACCUAUAUAUAGAGCAGUGUUUCCCGACACGGUCGCCUCCAGCUGUUGCAAAACUACAACUUCCAGUAUGCCCGGACAGCCGAAGGCUCUGGUUUAUUAUCUAGGUCAGUGUUUCCCAACCAGUGUGCCUCCAGCUGUUGCAAAACUACAACUCCCAGCAUACCCGGACAGCCGAAGACUGGGAGUUGUAGUUUUGCAACAGCUGGAGGCAUUCUUGUUGGGAAACAUUGAUAUAGAGUAACAUUUUUACAGAAGCCUUGGGGUCUUUGUAAACCCUGUGGCCAUCAUGUGUGUAUAUAUAUUUAUAUGUAUACACACACACAUGAUGUAUAUAUAUAUACACACACACAAAAUGUUACUCUAUAUCAAUGUAUCCCAACAAGAGUGCCUCCAGCUGUUGCCGCCAGCUGGAGGCAACCUUGUCAGGAAACACCACUCUAUGUAGGUGUAGAGUACAUUAUUAUA